AUGACAAAAGUGAGUAAUGACAAAAAUUUUCCCUUAAAAUUUAAAAUUAAAACUGACAUAUCAGAAAUGUCAUCACAUGUAGAUUUAGCCAGAAUGCAGCUGAAAAAUGGAACUGAAGUCACUUUUUUUAUAUUAAUGGGCUUCACGGAUGAUUUUAUGAUGCAAGUCUUGCUAUUUUUAGUGUUUCUUUCGAUCUAUCUCUUUACUCUGAUAGGAAACUUGGGUCUGGUUGUGUUGGUCAUUGGGGAUUCCAGACUCCACAACCCCAUGUACUAUUUUCUGAGUGUUUUGUCAUUUUUGGAUGCCUGCUAUUCCUCAGUUGUCACCCCCAAAAUGUUGGUCAAUUUCCUAUCAGAGGAUAAAGCCAUCUCCUAUUAUGGCUGCGUAGCACAGAUGUUUCUCUUUGUCACAUUUGGGUCCACAGAGUGCUUCCUCCUGGCUGCAAUGGCUUAUGACCGCUAUGUGGCCAUCUACAACCCUCUCCUGUAUACAGUGAGCAUGUCACCCAGAGUCUAUGUGCCACUCAUUGUUGCCUCGUAUUUUGGUGGCAUUUUAAAUGCUUCUGUACAUACAGUAGCUACAUUUAGCCUGACCUUCUGUGAUUCCAAUGAAAUUAAGCAUGUCUUUUGUGACAUCCCUCCACUCCUCGCUAUUUCUUGUUCUGAUACUCACGUCAACCAGCUCCUACUUUUCUACUUUGUGGGAUCCAUUGAGAUAGUGACCAUCCUGAUUGUCCUUAUUUCCUAUGCUUUCAUCCUGGUGGCAAUUCUGAGGAUGCGUUCUGCCGAUGGGAGACGAAAAGUCUUUUCUACAUGUGGCUCUCACCUCACUGGAGUGUCAAUCUAUCAUGGGACAAUCCUUUUCAUGUAUGUGCGACCAAGUUCCAGCUAUGCGUUGGAGCAUGACAUGAUAGUGUCAAUAUUUUACACCAUUGUGAUCCCCAUGCUGAAUCCCAUCAUCUACAGUUUAAGGAACAAAGAUGUAAAAGAAGCAACAAAAAAAGUCUUUGGGAAAAUUUCAUGUAUUAAUAAAAUACACUUUUCAUACUGA
Sorex araneus (European shrew) is the source of this 1050-nucleotide messenger RNA. RefSeq names its product olfactory receptor 1094-like. Gene Ontology annotation, molecular function: olfactory receptor activity; odorant binding; G protein-coupled receptor activity. The transcript is spliced from 2 exons. Gene Ontology annotation, cellular component: membrane. Gene Ontology annotation, biological process: G protein-coupled receptor signaling pathway; sensory perception of smell. The record is from RefSeq and is a predicted model, not a curated record. The coding region runs from base 1 to 1050 and encodes 349 amino acids. Lineage: Eukaryota; Metazoa; Chordata; Mammalia; Eulipotyphla; Soricidae.